AUGCCUGGUCUGGGUCGAAGGAGGGGUGGAAAGGAGCAAAUGUGGUGUGAUGAUGGAGUCGGUGGGAGAGCGGUGUGGCGGGAGAGGCAGACCGUCUUCGAGGCGGACCAUCAGAUUCUCCAAGUGACUCGGUCUCUCCCUGUUGGCUACGAGCAAAGAUGUCGACCCCUGUCACCUACCGUGCGAGUAAUCCUUGAGCGUGCCUCUUCAGAGUUCGCCCGACCGGACCAUCCCAUCGCGUUGGGCGAAGCAUUGUCCGUAAUGGAGAAGCUGAACACUGAAGAUGGACAGCUCUUCAUCAAAAAUCUCGCCAGUUUUGUACGCACCCAUGAAAAGGCUCUUGCGAAUGCCCUCCAAUUGAAGCGUCAGCCUACGAAGAAUGCACAAUCUACACAUAGCCAGUCGAGCUCUGUCACGAGCUCGGCGUCAUCCAGCUUCGCAGCAGCCUUAUCAUUUGGUGCAUUGAAAUUUUCCUCCCAAAACAUAAAACCUGCCAAACUCACUCUAACUCCUCAUCACCUCUUCUAUCUCCUUUCCCGCUUCGAGGACCUUGCUAUAUCCGUGGGCCCCAUGAGUGUUAGGCUGGAGAAUAUCCAUACAGAUGUGUCUCAAUCCUAUGUCUCUUUCCUGAACAAGCCGCAGCGGUCCAGGGGUGACCGGGACUCUAUUCACUCUGUGUCAAGUGUCCGUAGUGUUAUGUCUGGUAUGAGUGCUAUCUGGUCUUCCUUUGGCCUAGGAUCCAAGGAUUCAAUCUCCAAGUCGGAAAAGGCAAAAGCAGCUUUAGAAGCGGAUACUAAAUACCUAUACUCUGCCUUUACAAAGAUCCCUUGUCUCCGUUUAGCCCCGGACCGCCGUGCCCGCUUAAUCCGUGGAUAUGAAGAAUUCCCUUUCGACACCGCUGUCCCUCUCCAUUCCUUCAAAAAUUUGAGUGCUUUAGAGAUCAUUGAUAUAGACUACCGCUCAUUCUUUGGCUGGGAUCGACUAUCCGAGCAGUUGCGCACAUUGACCGUCAAAAGAGCAAACAUCGAAGAUCCGGCAGAUUUGCUGACGCGAAUAGUCCUGGAUGACAUUGAUAGACGUCGACGACGAUCAUCCAAAAAUCAACCGUCGCCUGUGCUUGGAUGGACUGGAAAUGCGAACCCCCAGCCAGUUUACAGGCCCGAACAUCCCAGCUCCCUGUCUGCUCCUGGGUCCCCUGUUGCGGAUACGGCCUUUGGUACAAGCGCCAGCCCUCAGGCAGCUUCCAUGAUUCGUGUAGGAUCCGAGGGUGCUAAAGUCCGAACCCGAACUGGAAGCAUCUCCCCUUCGCGCCCGACCAGUUCAAAACACUCCAUGUACCGCCACACCCGAGGUAAUCCUUCACGGAUAAGGCGUACCGGGUCUGGCAGUUCCAACUCCAGUGAGAACUCGGGAAACCGGAAUGGAAGUUCUUCGAACCUGCUCACUGGAGCCCUUCCGCCCUCCAAAUGGCGCUUCUUACGUCAUCUUGGUCUCCCCGAUAAUUCCUUGACCUCUAUCUCUACUACUGGUCUUGCUCCAGUUGCUAACACGCUUCACUCGCUUGACCUGUCAACGAACCUCUUUACUGAAGUACCAGACAGUUUGGCGACUCUGGUAGGUCUAAGGGCAUUGAACCUGUCGCAUUGCAUGAUUGAGUCGCUCCACUCCCUGUCUCGGAAUCCAUUGCCAGCCAUCACUGCACUGAAUCUUCGCGGCAAUCGACUUCGUUCCCUCGCAGGAAUUGAAAGGCUGCUUUCAUUGGAAAGGCUGGACCUUCGUGACAACAACCUCACUGAUCCGACCGAAAUUGCUAGACUCACCAGCCUCCCUGAGAUACGGGAGAUCUGGGUGUCGGGAAAUCCUUUCGUGAAGACGCACUCAGGCUACCGUGUUGUUAUAUUCAAUCUAUUCCGUCGUACGCCAGGGUACUCAGAGGAUAUCAUUAUUGAUGGAACUGGCCCAGGGUAUACUGAGAGGAAGCAGCUGGUCGAUCGCGCUGCCGAGCCCGAAGCCGCACCGGUAAUACGGUCCACUGCUGCAGAUCGUUCAGCUAUUGUCAGUAAACCAUCCAACGCUAUUGUGCAGGGUGUCCCAGCCGCCCAGCCCAACGAGGAACAGGUCAAGUACCCGUUGCAGCGAACGCAGAGGACGGAGCCAGGAGUGGCGCCUAAUCGGCUAAAGAAGGGUCAACGGAGGAUUGCCGACCGAUCUGCGGGAAAUCCUUCUGUCGAUGGUAAGGCGGACUCAGGUGCAGUCGUACCUUCCAUUCUUUCUGCUCAGCAAAUUCAAUUACCCGUUGAUCCAUUUGCCUCGCCGCCACCCGACCAUCAAUGGAUAUCUGAUGGUGGAACCCAGGCCGGACCCUGUAAUGCACAAUUCGCGGUCAAGAUCGGCCAGGAGCACGGGGAAUCCGUUGUUCACCUUAGCGAAUCCCUUUCUUUACAGCGCAAGCUCCCGGGCGUGGACUGGAAUGCGGAUGCAGAGUUCUAUAGACGGAAUUUGGAUGCCUUGAAGCACGAAGUCGGCAGCAGCUGGCUCUCGAUGCUUGGAGACCGCACUUGGGAGUCUCAACACCGAGAUAUCAGCACCCCCCGCACCGGAGCUGAUAUUGUUGAUCCAUCAAUAAUUCCUACGGAUGCACUCGCCAGAGCCAGCACCCAGCCUAUUCUGAGCGGAGGCCAUACACUGAAUUAG
Aspergillus tanneri is the source of this 2694-nucleotide messenger RNA. RefSeq names its product leucine-rich repeat domain-containing protein. NCBI's taxonomy places the organism in Eukaryota, Fungi, Ascomycota, Eurotiomycetes, Eurotiales, Aspergillaceae. Gene Ontology annotation, cellular component: cytoplasm. The coding region runs from base 1 to 2694 and encodes 897 amino acids. The transcript has 3 exons. Gene Ontology annotation, molecular function: protein kinase binding. The record is from RefSeq and is a predicted model, not a curated record.